Molecule: messenger RNA, 294 nt
Organism: Cylicostephanus goldi
Lineage: Eukaryota; Metazoa; Nematoda; Chromadorea; Rhabditida; Strongylidae
Source: the annotation of a GenBank genome assembly
AUGAAACGCGAACACACUGACGACGAUCGCUAUGGAAAUUCGCGCAACUCCAAACGGCAGCGGGGCGACGGUUUUUCUGAAGCUUUGGCUCAGGGGAAAUUUGAGCUUCGUGUGUUAGUGAGCAGCAAGUGUGCUGGUGCAAUCAUUGGCAAAGGUGGUGAAAAUAUCAAACGUCUACGUAACCAGGUACGUCAUGUUUAUUUCGAAUUUGGUGGGUGUCGUGGAUUACGGAGUAUUUCCAAGAAUUUUAUCCGUACCCUAUCGCAUUUGCAUGUUCAUAAAGCAUUCGAAUAG